Messenger RNA from Manihot esculenta (cassava), 2344 nucleotides. Its product is annotated as transmembrane 9 superfamily member 8. The record is from RefSeq and is a predicted model, not a curated record. Gene Ontology annotation, biological process: protein localization to membrane. Lineage: Eukaryota; Viridiplantae; Streptophyta; Magnoliopsida; Malpighiales; Euphorbiaceae. Bases 116 to 2035 code for a protein of 639 amino acids. The transcript is spliced from 7 exons. Gene Ontology annotation, cellular component: membrane.
CCACCGUUGCCAGUUUUAUAUCUAGCGUGAGAAAGCUCACGAGUUCUAGAGAGAGAGAGAGGAGUUGGAGUAGAAGAGCAAGUUUUGGUGGAUCUAGAUCCUGCCCUGUGCAGCCAUGGCGGGAGGGUCUGUCGUAUUCAAAUUAUGGAUCUGUGUCUCUGCUUUGCUCUUCCUCAAUGGUCAUUGCUUUUAUCUCCCUGGUGUCGCCCCUGAGGAUUUCCUUAUGGGAGAUGAAUUGAAGGUGAAAGUGAACAAACUGACUUCUACAAAAACACAACUUCCUUAUUCAUACUAUUCCCUCCCUUACUGUCAUCCAAAGCAAAUAGUUGAUAGUGCUGAAAAUCUUGGGGAAGUUCUCCGUGGUGAUCGCAUUGAAAACUCUCCUUAUGUGUUUAAAAUGAGAGAACCACAAAUGUGCAAAAUUUUAUGCCGAAUUACACUUGAUGCAAAAACUGCAAAGGAGUUCAAGGAAAAGAUAGAUGAUGAAUAUCGGGUGAACAUGAUUUUGGACAAUCUUCCACUUGUCUUCCCCAUUCCAAGGCUUGAUCAGGAAAAUUCCUUGGUGUAUCAACAUGGAUUUCAUGUUGGUCUCAGAGGACAAUAUGCUGGAAGCAAAGAGCAAAAACAUUUUAUUCACAAUCACUUGGCAUUUACUGUCAAAUUUCACAAAGAUGCUCAGACAGAUUCUGCCAGGAUUGUUGGAUUUGAAGUAAAACCAUUCAGUGUUAAGCAUGAGUUUGAAGGUGAGUGGAAGAAUGAGAAUACACGUUUAACGACCUGCGAUCCCCAUGCAAAACGAUUGGUCACCAACUCUGAAACUCCUCAAGAGGUGGAGGAUAAGAAGGACAUAAUUUUUACAUAUGAUGUUGAGUUCCAGGAAAGUAAUGUAAAGUGGGCAUCUCGGUGGGAUACCUAUCUUCUGAUGGCUGAUGAUCAGAUUCACUGGUUUUCAAUUGUCAACUCAUUGAUGAUUGUCCUUUUCCUUUCUGGGAUGGUGGCUAUGAUUAUGUUACGGACACUUUACCGGGAUAUCUCUAAAUACAAUCAAUUAGAGACCCAAGAAGAAGCCCAAGAAGAGACUGGGUGGAAAUUGGUCCAUGGGGAUGUUUUCAGGCCCCCAUCAAAUUCAGACUUACUCUGUGUCUAUGUUGGGACAGGGGUUCAGUUUUUUGGGAUGAUUCUUGUUACCAUGAUCUUUGCGGCCCUUGGUUUCCUCUCCCCUUCAAACCGAGGUGGGUUGAUGACAGCCAUGCUCAUACUCUGGGUAUUUAUGGGCCUGUUUGCUGGAUACUCUUCAGCUCGUCUCUAUAAGUUGUUCAAGGGAACAGAAUGGAAGAAAAUGACCCUCAAAACAGCCUUCAUGUUUCCUGCAGUAGUCUUUGCCAUUUUCUUUGUAUUGAAUGCUUUAAUAUGGGGUGAGAAAUCCUCUGGGGCAGUGCCAUUCGGAACCAUGUUUGCACUGGUAUUUUUAUGGUUUGGUAUCUCAGUUCCACUUGUCUUUGUUGGUAGUUAUAUUGGAUUCAAGAAGCCAGCAAUCGAGGAUCCAGUGAAAACUAAUAAGAUACUGAGGCAGAUUCCAGAACAGGCCUGGUACAUGAACCCAGUCUUCUCUAUCCUUAUUGGAGGCAUUCUCCCAUUUGGCGCUGUGUUCAUUGAGCUCUUCUUCAUCCUUACCUCGAUAUGGUUGCAUCAAUUCUACUACAUUUUUGGUUUCUUAUUCAUUGUCUUCAUCAUCCUGAUAAUCACUUGUGCUGAGAUCACAAUUGUUCUAUGCUACUUCCAGCUAUGCAGUGAGGACUACCUCUGGUGGUGGAGGUCAUACCUGACUUCAGGUUCCUCCGCCCUUUAUCUGUUCCUUUAUGCUGCUUUCUACUUCUUCACAAAGCUUGAAAUUACAAAGCCAGUGUCUGGUAUGCUAUACUUUGGGUACAUGCUGAUAGUCUCAUAUGCUUUCUUCGUGCUGACUGGUACGAUCGGCUUUUACGCAUGCUUCUGGUUUACGAGGCUCAUCUACUCAUCAGUGAAAAUUGAUUGAUCCAUUGAUCCUUGCUUUUUCUGAAUGAGACGGUCAAUUUGUUUCCACAUGAUAACGCGCAUAUUGUUUGGACAGGGUUGAUACCUCAAGAACUACCAUUCAGGUUCAGUUUUGAAUUGUUAAAUCAUAGGAAUUUAUUUUUUUGUUUUUAGCCUUUAUCAUACAGGUUCUAUGGUAGGAUUAGUUCUUUUUACGGUUUACUUUUUUUUCACGUUCAACUGUUUUGUAUGGUGACAUUUGAGGGAAUUGUGGAGCAGCCGCCCUGUCCUCUAUUCUAGAAAUGAAAAACAAUUCUUGUAUUAUUGGUGC